CCAUGAAAGUGCUCAAAACAUCCAUUCUCAUCAUCUUCCUCUUAGUUUUCGUGAAUGGGGUUGUAUCAUCUCCCCCUGAUGACCCCGUCAAGUGCACUGCCAACAACACAAACUGCGUCAUCACUAACUCUUAUGGCGCCUUCAACGACCGGAGCACUUGCAGAGCAUCCCAAGUAAUGUACCCAAACACCGAGCAGGAGCUUAUUUCCAUGGUGGCUUCAGCAUCAAAAUCCAACACAAAAGUGAAAGCAGCGACGAGAUAUUCCCACAGCAUGCCCAAGCUUGCUUGCCCCGGAGGCCAUGAGGGUAUCAUAAUAAGCACCAACAAGCUCAACCAUGUAGUGAAUGUUGAUGUAGUUAACAGAAGGAUGACGGUAGAGAGUGGGGUGCUUCUGAGAGACCUGAUCAAUGAGGCGGCCAAGAAUGGGUUGGCGUUGCCGUAUACGCCGUACUGGUGGGGACUGACGGUGGCGGGACUGUUGGCGACGGGGGCUCACGGCAGCUCGCUGUGGGGAAAGGGAAGUGCGGUUCAUGAGUAUGUGGUGUCCAUGAGGAUUGUGACGCCGGCGACGGCGGAAGAAGGGUAUGCGAAGGCGAGGAGCCUGAAUGAGUCAGAUGAAGAACUUGAUGCAGCCAAGGUGUCGCUUGGGGUUCUUGGGGUUGUUUCUCAGGUAACGUUACAGUUAGAACCCUUGUUUAAGCGAUCGCUUGCGUACGUGAUGAAGAAUGAUUCAGAUUUGGGAGAGGAAGUGAUUAGAUUUGGGAAAGAGCACGAGUUUGGUGAUGUGACAUGGUUACCCACACAAAAGAAGGCACUGUACAGAGUUGAUGAUCGAGUGCCCAUUAAUCAGCCUGGACAUGGUCUCUAUGAUACCCUUGGAUUUCGUCACACUCCGACUAUUCAAUUAGCUUCUGCCAGAGCCACAGAGGAAUUGAUUAGAUUUGGGAAAGAGCACGAGUUUGGUGAUGUGUCGUGGUAUCCUACACAAAAGAUGGCCGUGUUCAGACUUGAUGAUCGAGUGCCCAUUAGUCAGAAUGGAAAUGGUCUUUAUGAUUCCAUCGAAUUUCGUGCCACUCCCUCUGCUCAAUUAGCUGCUACCAGAGCCACAGAGGAACUUCAAGAAGCAACAGGGGACGCUAAUGGAAAAUGCGUGGACGCAGUAAAUGUGACUUGGUCUGAUUUCACGGAGGCUUAUGGUUUGACUAACAACGGUAAAAUCUUUACUGGGUACCCCGUGAUUGGACAAAACAAUCGCAUGCAAACAACUGGAUCAUGCCUAUUUAGUAAAGAAGACGGACUGCGCACCAUAUGCCCCUUCGAUUCAAGACUAAAACUUUAUUUUUUCCACGAAACAUCCAUCACCGUCCCCUUGUCCAAGGUUUCAAGCUUCAUUAAAGAUGUGGAGAAGCUAGUUGAAUUAGAGCCAAAAGCGCUAUGUACCUUAGAGCUUAAAGGGGGCCUCCUCUUGCGCUACAUCAAAGCUUCAAGUGCUUACCUGGGAACAACAGAGGAUUCUCUGGAUUUUGAUUUCGUAUACUAUAAAAGCAAGAACCCAUUGGUUCCUAGGCUUUUUGAGGACAUUUUUGAGGAGAUUGAGCAGAUGGGGUUAUUCAAAUACGGAGCGUUACCCCACUGGGGAAAGAAUAGGAAUGUAGCAUUCCAUGAAGUGAUUAAGAAGCAUCCGAAUGCGGACAAGUUCUUAAGUGUGAAGAGGAAGUAUGAUCCACAAGGGAUUUUCUCUAGCAAAUGGACAGAUCAGAUUUUAGGAUUAAAAGGAAGUGUAAUGAUAUUCAGAGAUGGGUGUGCUCUUGAAGGUCUGUGUAUAUGCUCAGAAGAUCGUCAUUGUGCUCCAACCAGGAAAUAUUAUUGUAGGCCUGGGAAGGUUUAUAAGGAAGCCAGGGUUUGUGCUUUCGAAGGCUGAGAUUGAUAUGAAAGAAUAAAAGGCUUUUAUUGGAAGGAUGCUUCCGAUCAAAGGGCUUUUCGUGGUGUGAUAUUUCAUAUUUAAGAUGUUAUUCUCAUAGUCUUUUCUUGUAGAAUAAGGCAAUAUUGUCAUUUCCAAUAAGCGAUGCUGAUUUGAUAAAAGAACUACAUUAGUCUCUGUAAUUUAUAUAAUGUGACAUGGUACUUCUAGUUUGAUGCUGCGUUGUUUUCU
Molecule: messenger RNA, 2153 nt
Organism: Neltuma alba
Lineage: Eukaryota; Viridiplantae; Streptophyta; Magnoliopsida; Fabales; Fabaceae
Product: probable L-gulonolactone oxidase 6
Exons: 5
Coding region: 3-1922 (639 amino acids)
Cellular component (GO): membrane
Molecular function (GO): D-arabinono-1,4-lactone oxidase activity; FAD binding
Source: RefSeq, a predicted model, not a curated record